Molecule: messenger RNA, 1099 nt
Organism: Trichobilharzia regenti
Lineage: Eukaryota; Metazoa; Platyhelminthes; Trematoda; Strigeidida; Schistosomatidae
Source: the annotation of a GenBank genome assembly
GUUCAAAAUUCACUUUACAAAAAUUAUAUCAAUAUGUUGAAUAAAUUUAAACAAAAAAUUGCUUUUAUCAUACAUAAACCAUUAGUAUUGACUUGUUUGGGUGAAUUCUUCGGUACAUACAUUUUAAUCACCAUUGGUCUGGGAACAGUGAUGCAACGUGUUCUAAGACAUCAGUUCAGUGACAGCAAUGAUAAAGAUUAUAGUUAUUUAACUCUACCGACUGGAUGGUCUACAGCAUUCAUCCUUUCUCAAUUAUUUCCAGUGUAAUUGGUUAUGGUAGUAUGAAUCCAGCGACAACCUUGUCAUUUACAAUAAUCGGUCGAAUCCCACUGCGCUACUUAUUCCCCCUGACUACAGUUCAAUUGAUUGGAUCAUUCUUCUCCAGCCUAGUUCUAUUUAUAACCUAUCGUGAAAGUAUUAUCGAUGGGAAUAAAAACUGUCUUCCUACUUCCGUUGAUGAUGAUGAUGACGAUGUCAUCAGUUUAUUUGUCUUAACUCCAUCUGCAUCACAUUAUGUCUGUUUUAUUGAUCGCGUUUUUGUGAGUACGCUUACUACACUAUUUGUUUUAUUAUUACGUGAUAAGCGGAACCAUAAAAUAUCUCGACGAUAUCGAUGUGUAUAUAUGGCAAUAUUCACAACUGGUCGAAUAGGUGCAUUGUCAAUGAAUGCUGGUACUUCAGUGAAUCCAACACGUGAUUUAGGCCCAAGAUUGGCGAUUGCUGUUUGUGGUUGGGGACUAAAUGCCUUCAAGGCGAAUAAUUAUUACUUUUGGAUACCAAUUGUAGCACCAUAUUUAGGUUCAAUUAUUGGUGCGAUUCUAUACAAAAUAACUCAUUGUCAAAGUCAAUUUGAAUAAUUUAAAACAAAAAAGAAGAAAAGGGCGGCAAAGGUGAAUCACAAAAGAAACGAAACUGUUCAAUGUUCACUGGUCGAAAUUCAAUUUUAACUCAUUUAAACAAUAUCGGUGCAAAAUAUAUUCAAAUGAUAUCAUAAAAAAACACUUACUCAAGGAAAUAAUAUAAUUUUACAAUAUGAAUGUACUUUUAAUUAUUAUGACAUGAUAUCUUGAUUAUUGUCGUAAGAUGACAAGAGUAAACG